AUGAGUCGUCAAAUCAUCUCCGACGGCUGUCACCCGGCGGAGCAAAAAAACGGCGACUUUGUGACUCUCCGGCGACUGUCACCCGACAGAGAGGAGCUGAAUGGAGGUGGGGCGCAUGUCAGGGAGCUUCAUCCUCAAGUCCGCGCUGCAAGAGGAGGCUUUUCAUCACAUCUAGUAUGCUCUCAAGAGGUGGCGACUUGUCUCCCGGCGGAUCGUCUUCUUCCCGACGACGGCUUGUUCGUCGAUCAAUCAGAGAUGCUUUACUCAAUGGAUUCACGAUCCUUGUAUCGCAAAUUGACGUGACUUAGUCAUUGUAUAUUAAAUCACGCAAAUCUAAAAUUUAUAAAACUAGAAAAUAUGAUUUUUCAGAUAUUUAGAAGUAUUUCUGAACAAAUAUAUCAAUUAUAAUUCAAUAAAACUUCCAAAAAUAGUAGUAAUUUUCCAAGUCGAUCAUAGGGAUAUAAUAUAAUAUUUGGUAAUUAUUUAGAUUUGUUUCUCAAUGAAUACGAUUUUCUAUGAAUUUUAUACUAGGAAAUGAAAAGGAAAUAUAUUUAAAAUUCACAAAAAAAGGAAAUAAGGGUGCAGAUGUCAAGAUGACGUCAGCGCCCGGCGAAUGCGAAUCGGGCGGAAAUAGAGUUUUGCCCAGCGAUUCUUACAUAAGCGAUUACAGACGAUUUAAUUGAUCAAAUUAAGAUUUGUAAAAGCCGAAAGAAUUGUAAUUGAACGAAGUAUAUUUUGGUAAAUUAAAAUCACACAAAGUAUUACUAAAUGAAGUGUAAAUUAAGUUUGAAAGCAGGAAAAUAGAGUUCCAACAUCGCGGCGGCGAUGCGUCGACGAUGCACUCGAAUCCUAAGUGUUCGGGAGGAUCGUCGUGUAGUGUCCACGGCCUCAAAGGCUCUCCUUGGACAAAGACGAUGUGGGCAAUCUCUAGAUCUCCUUGCGAAGUCUAGAGAUUAAUGAAAUGGGUCAUCGACUCGUCUCCAGUGGCUGUCACCCGGCAGAGUGGAAAAACGGCGACUUUGCGGCUCUCCGGCGGCUGUCACUCGACGAAGAGGAGCUGGAUGGAGGUGGGGCGCGUGUCAGGGAGCUUCAUCUUCAAGUCCGCGCAGCAAGAGGAGGCUCUUCAUCACAUCUAG
Messenger RNA from Spirodela intermedia, 1136 nucleotides. Lineage: Eukaryota; Viridiplantae; Streptophyta; Magnoliopsida; Alismatales; Araceae. The record is from the annotation of a GenBank genome assembly.